Onychostoma macrolepis is the source of this 5785-nucleotide messenger RNA. It is a transcript of the gene gpr83, whose product is annotated as G protein-coupled receptor 83. The record is from RefSeq and is a predicted model, not a curated record. Gene Ontology annotation, biological process: neuropeptide signaling pathway. Gene Ontology annotation, cellular component: membrane. Gene Ontology annotation, molecular function: neuropeptide Y receptor activity. The coding region runs from base 130 to 1185 and encodes 351 amino acids. Lineage: Eukaryota; Metazoa; Chordata; Actinopteri; Cypriniformes; Cyprinidae. The transcript has 4 exons.
UCCGCUUCACUUGACGCAGCGCUCCAGCGUUUGGCUCGCAGAAGUCUGAGUCAAACACCACCAAACUGUCCAAAAGUGGAUCAGAACUGCGCUUUGGUGUUUUUGAGACAGCAACCCAACCUCGUUACGAUGACGUUCACAAACACCUCCGUGGAUUUAUUCUCGCAGUUUUAUAUCUUGCAGAAUUUCUCCAUGUAUUUUAAUUUCUCUUUGGACGCGAUGUACGACAGAGGAGCGAAUUACGAGUCUGAAUCCCACAGACCGACCAUCAGAGCGCUGCUCGUCGUCGCAUAUUCCGUUAUUAUCAUCAUCUCGCUGUUCGGAAACGUGGUGGUUUGUCACGUUGUUAUUAAGAAUAAACGGAUGCACUCAGUGACAAGUUUGUUCAUCAUGAAUUUAGCCAUUGCUGACAUUCUUAUAACUCUCCUCAACACGCCUUUUACUCUGGUUCGGUUUGUUUACAGUACAUGGGUGUUUGGGAAGUCGAUGUGCCAUGUGAGCCGCUUUGCACAAUAUUGUUCUGUUCAUGUCUCUGUUCUUACACUGGUUGCUAUUGCUAUUGAUAGACACCAGGUGGUGAUGCAUCCAAUGAAACAGAGGAUGUCUCGGCUUCAGGGCAUGGCCUGGAUUGGUGUAAUCUGGGUCAUGGGGUCCUGCUUCUCUCUACCUCAUGCCAUCUACCAGAAACUGCUACGCUUUGAAUUCAUCAAUAACAGAGUAAGGAUGGUGUGUCUACCCAGCUUUCCUCAUCCCUCCGAUCUCUUCUGGAAGUAUCUGGAUCUUGCCACGUUCGUCCUGCUCUAUGUAUUGCCUUUAGCCAUUAUCUCCUUAUCGUACCUUGUGGUGGCCAAGAAGGUCUGGUUCCGGAACGCUGUCGGUGAUGUCACGCUGGCUCAGUCGGCCGCUCAUCGCAGAAGGAAGAAGACGACUUUGAAAAUGCUAAUCGCAGUGGUGGCCGUGUUUGCAGUCUGCUGGUUUCCUCUAAACUGUUACGUUGUGCUGCUGUCAAGUAAAGUGAUCCAGGCUAACAAUGCCCUGUACUUCACCUUUCACUGGCUGGCCAUGAGCUCUACCUGCUACAAUCCCUUUAUAUAUUGCUGGCUCAAUCACAGCUUCCGUGCGGAACUCAGAGCCCUGCCUCUAAUUGGCCGUAUAGCUAAGGGCAAUGCCAUCCAGCAAUCCUAAGGAAGCACCCAAGAUUUUGCCGUUCUGAUUUUUAUUUUAAUAUUCCAUUGCUUUUAUAAAAGCAUAUUCACACAUGAAAGCACUGUAGUGGAUCAUCCCUCUAAUCCUGGUGGUUUCUCAUUUUCAUCCUACCCACGGCUCACAUUUAGUCCUCUCCAUCUUAGUGAAAAUGACACCUAAACCCAUGGAAGAGAUGACAAAAAUAAGGAAGGGAUAAGAUGUUUUUCAAGGAAAAACAAUUCCCUUGUGGAACACACUAUGACUUUUAAAAUCUGAACACACAUGAAAACACUAGGCAUCAUACACGACCAGACUUUCAAGUCGUUCUGAACACAAAAAAAAAACCUCAUUUAUAAAUAUGCUCUUUUUUGUUUGGAGAGGCAUGACAAAUGAAAACAACGUGUGUUCUAAAAUCAGCUCAGAAUAUCAAACUUGUUUGAUACUUGGAAUCAUAGUCUGAAGCUAAAAUAAUUUAAAAAAUAAUAAUAAUCUGUGCCUGUCAUAAACUAAGAAUUUCCUGUGAAAUCUGUCAAAUCCGACUGCCCAAAAACAGCAGAUCGACUAUGACUUCCAGCAGCAAGCUCUGACUCAUCCAAAUUGUAAACUGGGGCAAAAACUGUAGUGUAUUCCUGCCUUUAAAGUGGCUUUUCAACAGCACCAAAUCACAAACAAAAUCACAUAAAAAUCAGCAAAUACAGAUGUUUAUUUUGAUUUCAGGUUGGAAACUACUGAAUGAGAUUUUUGGGCUAAUUAAUUAUAUUUAAGCUAUUAAGCUACUAUUUAAAGGGGUGGUUUACUGUUUUUUCUAGGCUUGAUUGUGUUUAUGGGGUGCAGUCUAACAUGUGUUCAUACUUCAUUUUUUAAAAAACGCAUUAUUUUUCAUAUAAUUUACCUUUCUUCCACACGGCUCUGUCCCUUCUCUGACAAACGCCUCGAUUACUUCCUGUUUUCAUGAAGCCCCUCCCUCAGAAAUACGUGAUGGGCUCUGAUUGGUUAGCUGGCUCAGUGUGUUGUGAUUCACUAAACCGCCGAGCGUGUGUCUAAAUGUCCCACCCCUCAGCUCAGCGGCAUGUGCUCCGGUUGUAUUGUAAACAAUGGCUUUGUCUAUGUUGCUUAUCAAUUUGAGCCUGAUUGAGACGCAGAGGAUAUUAGUGAAGAGGAUCGCGCAGAACCUGUGCAAGCACAGCUCUUAAUGGUAUGUUUGUUUGUUGUCUCAUACAUUUAGAGACACUGUUGUCAUGCUACUGCUUAUGUUAGCUUUUAAUAUACGUUUUUAUUCUGAUUAAAGUUUUAAUACAGUACGGCAACCGCACACACGUCCAUGUAUAACGCUUCUCAUUGCUAUGUGAAAAUAUAUAAUUGGAACAGUUUGUUGGAGCUGAUCUGACGAUCUGAAUGAGGAGGGAGAGAGAGAGAGAGAGAUGCAGAGCAGGCGAGGAACAGUAUUAAGAACGGCUGUUUUAGAACAUUAAUUUUGAAACUUGUGAAUCCAUUAGAAUCGUUAGAAGACAGAAUCGCGAUUGAUAUAUGAAUAGAUUUUUAGGUGCACCCGUAGUUUUCUCUUCCUCUUCUCUAAAGCAGCACAGCAUGGCCUCGCCCCCUUCCUUACAUGUUCCCGAGGGCGGGGUUUAUCUGGGUCAGUGACUUAUCAGACCCCGGAAGUAGUUCGUUGUAGUUCCUUACCAGCCGUUUUUGUAGGCGUUAAACUUCCAGAAUUUUAAAAGACAAUAUCUCUGUUUGCGUUGAACUUUCAGCGCUGCAACUUUUCAGAUGUUGUUUAUGCUCAAACAGCAACAUUACACACUAACAUUAAAAAAAGUGAAAUUGCAAUAAACCACCCCUUUAAUUGAGAUUGAGUGAAUACUAUUUAAUUGUAUUCACAUUUUGACAGCUUCUGUUGCACUAGAAUAACUUCAUAUCAGGGUCUUAUUUGUUUUAUUUAUAAAUGUGUUUUUCUGACACAUUAGACAUAUUUAAUUCACUUAUCUCCAUGCAUGAGUAACUCUCAGGCAGAUAAAUGUGGAUAUUGUUACAGUCUAUAAAUAAUGUUUACAGUAUUUUUAGAUGCCAAUGGUGAAAAAUAUAGAUAUAGCGAAAUGAAUUGCGGUUUCAUGCAAUUGUAUCCCUCUGAAUAUUUUCUUUUGAUAUUAAGUCCUAUUCUGAGCUUGAAAUGUAUUAUAUACAAAGCUUCAGAUGCUUAUGAUGAUUUUAACAGCGACUACAGUAUGCUCUCUUCUGGACCAACCAAUCUGGGCUCUUUUGUAUAUACUGCUACCAGUUCUAGUAUAGAUUAUUAAAUGUUUGGGUGGCCAGGUCUCAGGUUUGAGCUUAUGUUCAUUCUUGCACCAAUCCAAGUAGGUAUCCAACUCCCACACAUAAUAACUGUGAUUUUUGACCACUAGCCUUUAUCUGACAGUGCUAAUUAUUGUUAUUGUUUUUUUUGCAGAUUGUAACAUGCAAUGGACCAAGACUUGAAACUGUGCAAAAACCAUUUCUGUGGCUCUACUUAUGUGCAUAUAGUAUGCAAAGAAUAAAGCAGCCCUGAAUGAACAAAACCUAUAUAUCAAAUUCAUCUACUUGGACCAGGUGUUAAUGUACUGUACUAUACUAAUACGAUGCAGCUAAUGGAGUUAGUCAUCGGAAGGUAACUGGCUCGAUUACCACAGAUAUUGUGCCCUUGAGCAAGGCACUGCUCCAGGGGAUGGUCCCUAUAAUGUGCAAUUUAAGUUGCCUUGGCUAAAAUUGCCUGCUAAAUUGCUACUUGCUUACUAAUAGCACAGGCAGCCAUCUGGGGCAAAAUGACUACUUGCUUUUUUAUUAAUUGCAGUAACAUUCCACUUUGGAUAAAAUUAAUGAUUUGCACAUGGUGUGAUACGAUUGUACUACCUUAUACCAACUACCUUUGUGUCAGAAGUGUAGUUUUCUGAUUACUACAUUUCUUAAAUGAUGUACUCUAGUACUUUUCUUAACUGAUUGUAGUACUUGUUAAGGCUCUGUUCAACAGUUCUACAGGAUCGUCCUUUAUCUCUCAUGCAUUUUUUAAAAUGCAAGUGUUGUGCAUUGUGCAUGACAUCAGUUUACGGCAGUUUCUGUUAUGAAUUUGUAAAGGAUCUUACAGAUUCCUUUCUAAAUCCCAAAAUAUCUGAUAUUUGCAGUAAUUACCUCAGCGACAGCACCAAUUAUGUGGUGCCUUAGUAACACAAGCCAUGAUUUCAGUAGAGAUGCAUUGAGUCUGUGGGGUUUUUGUCGAAGUAUGAGAAGAAUAAGAACUAAUCAGCUAUUAACAUAUUAAAAUAAAGAAAAUAAAACUGCUAUUACCUUUCCAUAAUUUGAAAAUCUAUUGCAUUUUUCAGAGUACAAAAUGAAAUAUUAUACAUAAGUAGUACAUGUUUUAAAUAGCUUCAAGCAACAUGUUGUAGCACAAAUGCUAAUAUCCAAAUGGACAGGUAACCAAAUAUCAAGGCUGGCCGUAAAUUCAGGUUAUUUACUGUGAUGCUGAAAGACUCAAAGGCAAGUUAAAGAUGGUGGAGAAUGACCUCAUCCAAACCCUUAUACAUUCAUACAUAUCAAAAUAUAAAUAAAAAGAUGGCAUGAUAAGGAAAACAUUACAGUUUGGUUGGAUGAAUUUAAUCAGCCACUAUUGUGUGUCAAAAGAGUAUUAUAUACUGUAUAUACUAAAUGUGAUGUUUUAUGUAAUUGUGACAGAUGCAGUGCUCUGGGAAACGUUUGUAAUAAAACAGCAUUCACAUGCUUUCAUCUAUUGACAUCCGUCAGUCAAUCUAAAAAUACACCAAAAGCACACUUGGCCCGAAUGAGAUUUGUCAAGCCUGUUAAGUUGUGCCAUUGUGAAGCCAGACAUCAUGCCAUUGGACUGACUGAGCUAACACAGAGGCUACUUCUGCUGUAUUGCAUAAUCCUUAUAGGAUACUGUUGCCCAGUGGGAAGGUAUUUUGCUUUGAACUACCGCAAAAAGAGGAUUUUACAUAUGCCAUUGAAUAGAAGAACCAAAUGUAUUGUUGCACAGUUAUUUUGAUGUGUUAAAUCCCUCUAUGUUGCUAUUUGAUCUUGUGUGACGUCUGUGCAUGUGUGUGGGACGGUGUUUGCCCACGGCACGCAGUGUGUAAACAUCUAUUCUGCGAGAAUGAAUUCACAAUUUGAUUUCCCAGUUGCAGUGGGAAUUAUUUGCAGCUUUAAGUGUUUUGUGAUUUCUAUAGUUGUGAAGCUGUUACUGGUCUUAAAUGAAACGAUAAAGGUUGCGCUCAUGUAUGAGGUGAUCCUAAAAAUGUCAGUCUUGUGCCUGUUUCCUCUGUGCCUGUCAAUUCAAUGUUAUAUAUGUCUUUGAAAGAUGAUAAAUGAAUUUGAAUUUUUUUUUUUUUGUCAAACAUUGUAUAUUUUGAUGUGUGUCCUAUUGAUGAUUUAUCAGCAUUAUUUGCAUGUAUUAAUUAAAAAGACAAACAAGUAUAGGAUGUGUAGCAGCAGCCCAAAUAUUUUAAAUGGAUAACCAACUGUAUUAGAUAUUGCAAUUUUUUUUUUAAUCAUUAUGACAAAAAGCCUGCAUUUUUGUGUGGUUGUAAUUUAAAUAAAUUAUUAAAAACUUUUA